UCCAAACAAAAUCUAACAACACAACAAUCAAGCAGAUAAAUCUUAAAAAUUUGGAGAAUAUUCUGACAGAAGAAAAUGCCAAUCCAACACUUACCAGGAAAAAGAUGCGAAGUCCGAAUCCACAGCAACAAGAAAUGCACUUUAGAAAACACACCCACCACCUUUCCUUCCUCAAAUAUUCCCACCACUUGAGAAAUAUUCUCACAUUCUCUAAAUUAAAAAUUCCUCUCUCGUAAUAUAAAUGAAGUCAAACAAUGAGUCAUUUGAUUCACAAACAGCAAAAUCCUGUGAGAAUUUUGUCUCCCAGAGUCUGUUGAAAAGCGAUGAAACUCGCGAAGUUCAGGAGGACCCACCUGGAGGAGACACUCCCGGAGUGGAGGGACAAGUUCCUCUGCUACAAGCUCUUGAAGAAGCUCCUCAAGCGCUUGCCCGCCACCACGGCCGCCAUUGCCGCGGUGGAUUCCCUCCCUCGCCACCUCGAGUUUCAGCCGGCAAAUGCGCAUCUGGCCGUUGCCGAUGGAAGUGGCGAGUUCCAUCCCUUGGGGGGACUGUUCGUUCCGAUUCUGAAUGAGGAGCUGAAGAAGUUAAACGAUUUUUAUGUUGAUAAGGAGGAGGAGUUCGUUAUACGAUUCCAGGAGCUGAAAGGAAGAAUCGAGAGAGUUGGGGAAAGGAGCAGCAGUGGUGGAGUUUUUACAUCAGAGACCUUCAGGAAAGAAGUGAUGGACAUCCGUAAGGACUUUGUCACCAUUCACGGGGAGAUGGUGCUUCUCAAAAAACAUGGCUGGUGGAAUUUUAGAGCGCUUGUCAAAAUUCUAAAAAAGUACGAUAAACGAACUGGAGGAGAGUUGCGUUUAUGUUUCACGCAACUAGAUCACCAGCCUCUCUUUACAACAGAAACUCUCACGAGGCUAGUCCGUGAAUGCAAGGCAACUCUCGAGCUUCUCUUCCCAUUGGAAGCAGAAGUCAUUGAAGGUACACCAACCACACAAGUGAAACCACUGUUGAAUAGUAAGUUGUGAGCUAAUUAGUACUAGAGAAAUAAAGCCUUGUGUUUUUAAUUGUGUAUUCACUAGUGUCAAAGAAUGACAAGUGUAAGGCUCUCAAUGUAAGGCUAUGAUUGUCACGUGUUAGAAUCCUAGACUAUAGGAAGAUGAAUAGCUGAGAUCACUUUGAUGAAUGUGUGAGCUCCAGCUGCAUAACCAACCAUUGUAGUGUUCGAGUUGUGUGCAAGAGAGAAAAAAUAUGAAAUUCUCCUCUGUGACUUGCAAAGGUUGAAGCAUUCCAAAAUCUUGUGUGAAAUUCCUUUUGUUCUUCUUCAUUUUUCAUAGUGAAUUCCUCAAUCAAACUUACAAAUAUCAAAUACACUAA
Messenger RNA from Malus domestica (apple), 1368 nucleotides. RefSeq names its product SPX domain-containing protein 4-like. The record is from RefSeq and is a predicted model, not a curated record. NCBI's taxonomy places the organism in Eukaryota, Viridiplantae, Streptophyta, Magnoliopsida, Rosales, Rosaceae. Gene Ontology annotation, biological process: cellular response to phosphate starvation.